Eimeria maxima is the source of this 1479-nucleotide messenger RNA. RefSeq lists its product as hypothetical. The transcript is spliced from 3 exons. Bases 1 to 1479 code for a protein of 492 amino acids. Lineage: Eukaryota; Apicomplexa; Conoidasida; Eucoccidiorida; Eimeriidae. The record is from RefSeq and is a predicted model, not a curated record.
AUGACAGAAGCCUCUUCUGAUCAACCCGCUGCAGCAGCAGACGCUCUUGCUGCUGCUGCUGCUGCUGCAACAGCGAAUGAGAGGUCAGCAGCUCUGCAGCAGCAGCAGCAGCAGCUCAAAUGUGAAGUACCCUCGGCCUUAGAUCCUGCUGCUGCAGCAGCAGAAGCUGCUGCUGCUACAACCGAUAAUGCAGCAACAUCCGCUAUUGCCGUUGCUCCAGAUGCAGCAGCACACGCUGCUGCUGCAGCAACGACGGUUGCACCACCAACUAUGCCGACAACAGCAGCAGCAGGAGCAGCACCUGCAGCUGCAGUAGCAGCAGCAGCAGCUGUUGCUGCAGAGGAUAUGCUGACUUUGUCUAUGGAUACAGAAACCCCAGCAUCCAAUCCACUAGGACAGACACCAGCUGCUGCUGCUCCCUCAGACAACAACAACAACAACAACAGCAGCAGCAGCAGCAGCUUGGAUCCAGGAAGCUGUGCAAAUGUCCAGCAUGUACUGCAGCAGGAGCCGCAGCAAGAACUGCAGCAAGAGCUGCCCCAGGGGCUGCAGCAGCAGGAGCAGCAGGAGCAGCAGCAUCAGGAGCAGCAGCAAGGCAUAUUACCAGGAAUGUAUCAGGGACAGUGUGAAGGAGUCCCACACCGUUUGCUGCUGCAGCAGCAGCAGCUGUUCCUGCUGCAGCAAAAUAAGCAGCCCCUGCUGCUGCAGCAGCAGCUUCUGCAGCAGCAGCAGGAACGGCUGCGUACGGAGGAGCAGAAGCUGCGCAUGCGGCUGCAGGAGUUGCAGCAAGAAAAUCAGCAGCGGUCUGCUGCUGCUGCAGCAGCAGCUGCUGCACGUGCUGGAGGUGUGCAUGCAGACUGCAGCAGCAGCAGCUGCAGCAGCAGCAGCGACAUAUCUGGUGACGACAGCCGCCUAUCGAGAGACAGCUGCAGCAGCAGUAGACGCUGCUGCAACCAUGAGCUGCAGCAGCAGCUGCAGCAGCAGCAGCAGCGGCAGCAGGAGGCGAGUUAUAAGAGCUGCAGCAGCAGCAGGUUGCUACACCACUGCAGCAGUCGCAGCAGCAGUAGGGCCUUCGCAUGCAGCGCCAGUCACUACAGCACAGAGGCAGCAGACCACAGCAGCAGCCAGCAGCAGCAGCAGCAAGUGCUGCGGGAGUUUGUAAAGGAGUGCCCUCAGUGCCACAAGAGUUUACUGGUAGAACUCAUCCGUAUCCGCACCCCACAGCAGCAGCAGCAGCAGCAGCAGCAGCAGCAACAGCAGCAGCGCAGCAAAUUUUUGCGUGUGAAGCAGCAGCAGCCACAAGGCUUCUGCUGCUGCUGGGGGAAUGUUAGUGCAGAGACAGCUUUAGCAGCAGCAGAUGCUGCUGCACUGCAGCAGCAGCAGCAGCAAGAUAGGCAAACAGCAGCAGCAGCAGCAGAUGAGGAGGAGGCCACCUCCUCAUGGGUAUGGUCUCUAGAGAAACUGCUACUAGAUAUUUAG